This is a messenger RNA of Penaeus monodon (black tiger shrimp), 1281 nucleotides long. RefSeq names its product tetraspanin-33-like. Bases 106 to 933 code for a protein of 275 amino acids. The record is from RefSeq and is a predicted model, not a curated record. Gene Ontology annotation, biological process: protein maturation; protein localization to plasma membrane. Lineage: Eukaryota; Metazoa; Arthropoda; Malacostraca; Decapoda; Penaeidae. The transcript is spliced from 7 exons. Gene Ontology annotation, cellular component: membrane.
CAGCUGUAAGUCAGAGAGGAAAGUGACGUCGGGGGAGAAGCAGACUUGUGUAAACAAAGCUGGAAAAUAGGUGAAAAUCUUUUUUUUUUACUCCCAGUGGCCAAGAUGGCGAGGAGGAGGGAUUAUUCGUAUAUCAGCCCGUGUGUGAAAUGGACGCUUUUCUUCUUUAACUUCAUAUUUUGGCUGUUUGGGAUGUUGGUGUUGGCUAUAGGGCUGUAUGGAGUUGUGUUCACGGCUCAGGACUUACAUGGCCUCAAGUCUGUGGAAACGGCCUACAUCAUCAUCACAGAUUUGUCAGGAGUAAUGGUGGUACUCGGCAGCGUUAUCUUCAUUGUGUCCUUCGCAGGGUGUGUAGGUGCUCUGCGGGAAAACCUCUGUCUGCUGAAGCUGUACUUCUGGAGCUUGACGAUCUUCCUGAUUGCUGAAUUGAUGUUUGCUAUUGCCUGCAUCAUUUUCCCGUGGAAGUCUAGGGAAAUUAUUGAACACUUGCUGUCAAAGCGCCUCAUCGAAGAGUACAGGGAGAGCCAAAACACCCAGAACUUUGUUGACUUCCUUCAGACUGAGUUCGGUUGUUGUGGUAUCACAGUAGAAGGUUACUUAGACUGGAAUGCAAAUGAAUACUUCAACUGCUCAGAGUCAAGCCCAAGUGCUGAGAAAUGUGGUGUGCCAGCUUCCUGUUGCUUGAACAGAAAAAAUUUGACGCACUUUGACUUUAUGUGUGGGUAUGAUAUGCAAAAUAAAAAACCUCAUGAAGCUUCAGAAACCAUUUACACUGGAGGUUGUGUGACAUCUAUCAUUCAGUUCUUAGAAUCAAACCUCUAUUGGGCUGCUGGAGUCAUAUUUGGGAUCACCUUGUUCCAGAUGUAUGUAACACACCAGGCUCGCUCACUGAUGGACCAGAUUUCCCUACAGCGCUCUAGAUGGUACUCAUGAUUUGUGGAAGAUGAAGUCUUUCACUAAGAUUAUUUUUAUUCUUCCUUCCAUCCAUCCACACUAUUCCCCUUUUUGUUCUGAUGAAGUCGCACCAAAGAAAAUAGUGAUGAUCUUGAUUAUUAUUGCAAUUAUUUGUUUAAUCUGUGUGGGUUUCAAAAAGAGGAAAUUGACAGGCAGGUACACGAUAUUCUAUAGUAACCUAGAAUCUCAAUGCAUGUAAUCUCUUGCUGAGCUUUUUCUUCCUUUGUUUUUAGCAAAUAGAUAACUUCUAGUACAGUAAAAAUUUAGUUUAUUUGACAUCUAAGUACAAAUAUUCUCACCAUAAAUGCUUACACUCCCAGCUCAUUA